Molecule: messenger RNA, 354 nt
Organism: Lactuca saligna
Lineage: Eukaryota; Viridiplantae; Streptophyta; Magnoliopsida; Asterales; Asteraceae
Source: the annotation of a GenBank genome assembly
AUGAUGGAAUUACUAUGGUCGAAGGAAGGGACAAUGGUGGCUGGUAGGAUUCCGGUGACAAGUGAAGAGGUUCUGGUGAUGGUUAUUUAUGCAGUAAUUCUCUUAAAUCAAGUAGACUGUUUCAGUAACAGAGAUUUUAAACAAAUAAAAUUAGGGUUUUUUUAUCUUCAAAGAAAGGGAAAGAGGAGGAUAUUAGAUUACCAAAUGGAGGUUCUUGGUGUUGAAGUCAGAGACAGGAGAUCAUUCGAUGAUGGUGUAGCUGUGAGAGCUGCUGGUGUGGCAAAUAAAUUCAUCGGAAGAAGAAUUGAUGAGUGGAUAGGGCUUGAGGACGAGGAAAUAGGGCAGCACCAGUAG